AUGUCCAUGCUUUUCUCUCUCACAACCACGCCUUCCUUCAACUCCCUAACAAUGGCGGAAUCCUGCAUUCUCUCUCUCCCUUCUCUCUUCCACGCCAAAAACAAAACCCUUUCUCUCUCAAUUCCCUCAAAGCGCCUCAAUCUCCAAUUUCCAUGCUCUAAUACUAAGCUCUUUCACCUCUCCACCAACGCCAACCGCCACCCCUCUGUCCUCACAUUCGUCGCCCAGACAUCGGAUUGGGCCCAAGAAGAAGAGGAAGAGAACCCCACGUGGGAGAACCAAGGCGACAGUGUGUGGGGAACUGAAGAAAGUGACGAUGACGCCGUGGAGGAAGUGACCGGAGGGGGUUUCGCUCAACCACCGGAGGAAGUUAAGAUCUUUGUUGGGAACUUGCCUUAUGAUGUUGAUAGCGAGAAAUUGGCUUCGCUUUUUGAGCAGGCUGGCACCGUUGAGGCUGCCGAGGUCAUUUAUAAUAGGAUCACUGACCGGAGUCGUGGCUUUGGAUUUGUCACUAUGAGUACGCUUGAAGAGGUUGAAAAGGCUGUCGAGAAGUUCAGUGGUUAUGAACUAAAUGGAAGAUUGUUGACUGUUAAUAAAGCCGCUCCAAAAGGAGCACAGCCUGAUCGCCCACCACGCCCACCACGAACAUUUAAUAAUUCUGGUUUAAGAGUCUACGUUGGUAACUUGCCAUGGGAUGUUGACAAUGCACGGCUGGAGCAAAUUUUCAGUGAGCAUGGUAAGGUUGUGGAAGCUCGGGUGGUCUACGACCGAGAGAGUGGGCGAUCGCGUGGCUUUGGCUUUGUCACAAUGUCCAGUGAGACUGAUGUGAAUGAUGCAAUUGCUGCUCUUGAUGGUCAGGAGUUGGAUGGGAGACCAAUCAGAGUGAAUGUUGCAGAGGAAAGGCCUAGACGCAGCUCCUUUUGA
Molecule: messenger RNA, 924 nt
Organism: Sphenostylis stenocarpa
Lineage: Eukaryota; Viridiplantae; Streptophyta; Magnoliopsida; Fabales; Fabaceae
Source: the annotation of a GenBank genome assembly